Messenger RNA from Daucus carota subsp. sativus, 1596 nucleotides. RefSeq lists its product as uncharacterized. Bases 268 to 1407 code for a protein of 379 amino acids. The transcript has 4 exons. The record is from RefSeq and is a predicted model, not a curated record. Lineage: Eukaryota; Viridiplantae; Streptophyta; Magnoliopsida; Apiales; Apiaceae.
GCUGGCCAGAUUCAGAUUUGUGUUUCUGUUGUAUAUCUAAUGUAUGUAUAGGUAUAGUGUGAGCAAGAUUAAACAUUUUUCAACUAGAAGAAUCAGGAUUUCUUCAUUUGGAUUUUCUGGGCUACCCUUUUUUUCUUUCUGUUGCUGCGUAUUUCCUAAGCAAAAUUUAAUUUUGAUGUGAUCAUAAUCUGCUUUGGAGAUGAUAUAUAACACUUUUGGUGUUUAAACUUUGACUUGAUCAUCUUAUUGUUUCUUGGAGGUUGUGUUAUGGCUAGAUAUGGAUUGAUUAUGUUAGCCCUUACAUUUGUUGUUAUUGAUUCUUUAGCCGGUGCUUCAGUUGUGUUAAAUUUUCGCAAAGCAAUUUCGGAGAGCAACAACUCAUCUUCUGCUGCUAAUAUAACCCAGAAUUCUCCAAUCCCAAUACCUGUUCCGGGUGGGAAGGACUCGAAUACUACUACAGCCAAACACGAAAAAGACAAGGACUCUAAUUCUACUUCAGUCCCAAAUGAAAAAGAGAAGGACUUAAAUUCUACUGCCGUCAAACAAGAAAAAGACAAUGACUUGAAUUCUGCUGCAGCUAAACAUGAAAAAGACAAGGACUCAAACUCUACUGCCACCAUAGAUGAAAAAAAGAAGCCUACUGAUACGAAGGUUACAAAAAAUAACACUAGCAUUAGUAAAUCGGUGCCAGAUAACAAACAAACAAAUACAGGGCAGCAUGGGGGGCAAGAAAAAGGAGGUAGCAGUGUUGACUCCCAACUGGGCUCUGACGCAAGCUGUGCGGGAUCAACUACAAGUUGCAAUAUUCUGAACACUAUGGUUGCGUGCAUUUUGCCCUUAGAUCCAGGGUCGAAGCAGAUAAGCAUCCUUGUCCAAAGUCUAUUAGAGAGGACACUGAAAGUAUAUUUUGCAGGCAGUGCUUUGAGUCCAUUUGAGAUACCCUCACACCGAACUAAGAAGAUGAAUAUCUCACUGGCCGAGGUCAAAGCCAACACAAUAGUGUUACAUGCUGAAAACGGAGAAUGCACUAUACACAUGGCUCCUCCUUCAGGGAAAAACUAUUUCAAGGAGCUCUCCUUUUAUUCCAAGCAAGUGACCCCAAUCUAUGGUGCAUACUUCUCAUUUUUAGUGGUGCUAGUUUGUGGUGGGAUAUGGGCUUGCUGCAAGUUAAAGAAAAGGAGAGGACAAGGAGGUGUUCCGUAUCAGGAGCUUGAAAUGGGCUUACCAGAAUCAGCUCCUGUGAGUGUGAACUCAACAGAAGGUUGGGAUCAGGGCUGGGAUAGUGACUGGGACGAUGAUAAGGCGGCGAUGUCACCUGGGGGAAACCAUGUUGGAAGCAUUUCAGCCAAUGGCCUUACUUCCAGGUCUGCUAAGAAAGAUGGAUGGGAAGUUGACUGGGAAGAUUAGAUGUAAUAUACAUUAGAUGUUGGUUUCUUUCCUUUUUUUGGGGUGGGGGUGGGUUUACUAUUUUUUAUACGUAGUGAGAGAUACAAAUAGGAUACUAGUAAAAUUUGUUGUAAAAUCCCUGAAAAGUACAAUCAAUAUUUGUUAUGUUUUGGCUAUUGUUGUAAUAUACAUUAGAUGUUGGUUUCAUUC